AUGCAGGACCCACACCCCGGCAACAUCGCCAUCGACGCCCAAGGCUCCCUCAUCUUCUACGACUUUGGCAUGAUGGGCGAGAUCGUGCCCACCACCCGGGAGACCCUGCUGGAGCUGUUCUACGCCGUCAACCGCAAGGACGCGGACGCGGUGGUGCGGCAGCUGGUCUCCCUGGGAAUCAUCGUGCCCACCUCGGACCUGCCGUCCAUCCGCCGCUCCGUCGCUUUCUUCGUCGACAACAUCAGCCGCCAGGCGGAGCAGCAGGAGGCGGUGGCAACCAUAGGAGAGGAUCUGUUCGCCAUCGCGGUG
Messenger RNA from Chlorella variabilis, 309 nucleotides. RefSeq lists its product as hypothetical. NCBI's taxonomy places the organism in Eukaryota, Viridiplantae, Chlorophyta, Trebouxiophyceae, Chlorellales, Chlorellaceae. The record is from RefSeq and is a predicted model, not a curated record. Gene Ontology annotation, biological process: regulation of response to reactive oxygen species. The transcript has 4 exons. The annotation marks the transcript as partial.